This is a messenger RNA of Naegleria gruberi, 1023 nucleotides long. Its product is annotated as leucine rich repeat protein. Bases 1 to 1023 code for a protein of 340 amino acids. Gene Ontology annotation, biological process: nucleocytoplasmic transport; activation of GTPase activity. Lineage: Eukaryota; Heterolobosea; Eutetramitea; Acrasida; Naegleriidae. Gene Ontology annotation, cellular component: perinuclear region of cytoplasm; nucleus; cytosol. The record is from RefSeq and is a predicted model, not a curated record. Gene Ontology annotation, molecular function: small GTPase binding; GTPase activator activity. The transcript has a single exon.
AUGAGUGAAAACAUGAAAGCAGCAGUUAAAAACAAUCUUCCUGACGAAAUAAUUUAUGAAAUUCUCAGAUCAUGCGAUCAAGAUUUUAAAUUUAUUGUGAUGAAUUAUGCAUUGGUCUCUAAACAGUGGAUGAAUGUCAUUCAAUGGUAUUCGAAACUUGAAUUGAAAUUUGAAAAAAAACGAGAACACAUUGAUGAUUUGCUUCCGAGUCGGUUUUUAUCGAAUAUUGUUCAAUUUCGAGUUUGUGUUGAAAGAAAACCUGGUGAAAUGUUUUAUCAAAUUAUUGGAAAGAUGAAACAAUUGACUUUUCUUGAUAUUCGAAACUGUUCAAUGAUUGAUGAUAAAGGUGCAAAAUAUGUCAGUGCAUUGAAUCAAUUGACUUUUCUUAAUAUUAGUCAAAAUAAUAUUGGACCUGAGGGAGCUAAAUAUUUAUCAAAAUUGGACCAAUUGACUAAUCUUAAAAUUAACUCAAAUGAAAUUGGACCUGAAGGAGCUAAAUCAAUAAGUGAUAUGAAACAGUUGACCACUCUCAAUAUUUCCAAUAAUAUGAUUGGCAUGGAAGGUGCAAAGAGUAUUAGUGAAAUUUCAAGUCAAUUGACAAUUCUAGAUAUUAGUUCAAAUCAAAUAUCGAAUGAAGGAUUAAAAUUCAUCAGUGAAAUGUCACAAUUGACUAGUCUUGAUACCAAUGGAAAUAAUAUUGGCGACAAGGGAGCUAAAUAUUUGAGUGAAUUGAAAAACUUGAGAGUUUUGGACAUUUCAAAGAAUUUUGUUUAUGAUAACGGAGCUGAUUUAAUAAGUAAACUUCCACAACUGACGAAUCUGAAUAUCAGUUUUAAUGAGAUAGGCAAUCAAGGAGCUAUAUAUCUAAGCAAAAUGGAAAAAUUGACCAUUCUCAAUAUUAGCAAUAAUUUAAUUGGACCUGCUGGAGCUAAAUAUUUAGGAGAAAUGCAACAAUUGACUAAACUGAACAUUAAUAGAAAUUAUCUUUCUGUCAGUGAACUUGCACUCCUCAAUAAAAAAUAG